AGGGCGUGUAAACCCAAUUGCAAUGCUGCGCUGAGUGAAAGUGAAGAAGAUGGCGACGAAAAAAGAGUGAGUAGCUAUGACGCUUGCUUGUCGAGACUGCGAAAAAAACACAAGCCUCCAGAAUUCAAGUUACGAUGCUGGGCACGAAUGAUGGUGUGGAAAAUUUAAAUUUCCCGCGGAUCACUUCCAGUCAGCUGAAGCAAAUUUAAUCCUCAUUAUCAGAAUACACCAUUUUAAUUUUGUAAAGUUGUCGAAAUAUUAACUUUAAAGUCGGAGUUGAAGAAAUGUGGCAGCUAUUCAUAUAAAUUUUAGACGAACGCACAAAAAAUAGCAUGAACUGCACGUGGAGUAAUGCACGCAUUAUAGUGCACUGUACUCACUAUUUUACGACUUUUGAAGCAAACCUCCAUGUAUUAAUUGCUGCUCAUAACGCUUGGAGCUCAUUAGAGUUGCAAUUAAAAUGCAGGUAUUGGUGUUGUUGUUUUGUUUCAAGUAAACGGAACCCAGGACGACGAAGAAAACUCUCCGGAUGUCCCAUUUUUACUGGGAAGGCGAGAGGUUCGGUCAAAAACACCCAACCAUCCAGCAAUGAGGUCACCGGGGAUUUUACGGACAUUGAAAAAAAAGGUAGGCAUCUCAACAUUUAUCCUAUAGAUGGAUUUUUUAUGUCUGCAUGUAUUCAGUUUUAAUUGAUCAGCUGAUUUAUUUUUGGUUUAGACACGUAUCCGUUGUGCCAUCCUUCAGCAGUUGAAGGACUUCAAGAGUUUGAAAGACGAUGGUGUUCUUGACGAAAACGAAUUUUCCUUACAAAAGGAAAAGCUGUUGACAGAACUAAGCUCUUUAUAA
Pocillopora meandrina is the source of this 846-nucleotide messenger RNA. The record is from the annotation of a GenBank genome assembly. Lineage: Eukaryota; Metazoa; Cnidaria; Anthozoa; Scleractinia; Pocilloporidae.